UAUGUCCGUUUCCUAGCACGUUUAUACCCGCCGCUCUCUCGCAGGGCGGCCUGCGAUUCCCUUCAAACAUCGUUCAGCUCGAGCCCGCACAGCCAUUCGUUCCAAUUGGGGCAUCCGACGCUUCUUGUCGCUCGCAAUCAUGAGAAACUGGGUCGCCUUCAAUGAGCGACUAUGGCUGGACAUGCUUCUCCUGCUCGGCUUCUUGGCCUUCUUUACGUUAGCCAGAGAAAGUAACGGGGAAGCUGCCCCCACAGAGAGAGAAGCGGUUUACGAGACCGAAAAUCAGAAUGCUUUCCACCCACUGCGGCCCAAUAUUCCCCCAGACGAGCCCGUGCGCGAGCACGCGGCCUUCUACUCCCCCACUGCCGUAACCAACGCCCUCCAAGAACUCCACGCUGCGCUCGAAACAAUGCAAACCGAAUACUUCUCGCUUUGGCUCGGGAAGUGGACCACAGCAAUUGACUGGACUGCCGCCGUAAUGGGGACCCAUGUCUCCGCAACGCUCUCCUCGCUUUCCCACUCGUUGACCUACACCAUGCCGGGCACAUUUGACAAGACGCGGAAACUCGAUGUGGAAGCGCAAAUGAUAGAAAAUGAGAUCAACAAAUACUUCAGUCAUAUCAUCACGUACUACUUUGGAGAGGACCACUUUGCGAUACGGAACCAGGCGUACGACGAUAUCCUGUGGGUGGUUUUAGGGUGGCUGGAGAGCGUACAAUUUAUAGAUUCACAUUCGGACAGCCAUUAUCCGCCUAGCGGUGAGAACGGAGAUGGAGAGUGGUACGCGCGACAGUUCAUACCUGCGUUUGCACAUCGCGCAAGGGUAUUCUAUGAAUUGGCCGAAAAGGGAUGGGAUUGGAGACUCUGCGGUGGAGGCCUGACGUGGAAUCCACGAUUACUACCUUACAAGAACGCCAUCACGAACGAGCUGUUCAUCUCGGCCAGCAUCGACAUGUAUCUCUACUUCCCCGGCGACGAUAACUGCUCCCCGUUCCUAGGCGCGAAGGAUCAAGCACACCCCGACUGGAAGAGACUCCACGCACAAGAACAACGCGACCCUGCCGCUUGCCCAGACGGAACCCCAGCGUCUCCAACAUACGAUCCGAUCUAUCUCGCGAAUGCAAUCAAUGGUUAUGACUGGCUCAAGAACGUUGGGAUGACAAAUGACCAGGGUCUCUACGUGGACGGCUUCCACAUUAAGGACUACUACCGCAACCACAGUAAAACGGAAUGCGAUGACCGUAACGAAAUGGUAUACACCUACAACCAAGGCGUGAUUCUCUCUGGUCUCCGCGGGCUCUGGGAAGCUACGGGAAACAUAACCUACCUCGAAGACGGCCACGAACUUAUCCGCAACGUGAUCCACGCUACUGGCUGGACAGACACCGACAUCGCGCCGACAGUCUCCCUCACGACCCCAUCCAAGCACGAAAACCCCGCAAGGAAUCCCUACCUCUUCCCAGUACCAGCCGGCGGCUGGGCUGGCCUCGGUGCGCACGGUAUCCUCACCGAGCUCUGCGACCCCUUCGGCACCUGCUCGCAAAACGGGCACACGUUUAAGGGAAUCUUCUUUCACCACCUAACUACAUUCUGCACGCCGCUUCCUCUCGUCCCCGUCCGCCGCGGCAAGACGUUCGGCGCUUCGCCGGCCACGGGUAAACUACAUCACCAGAGCUGCAACGAGUAUGCGCCGUGGGUGGUCCACAACGCACAAGCCGCGCUUAAGACUCGAGACAGCAAGGGAAAGUUUGGCACGUGGUGGGGCGCGGAGGCGGACCCAGAUGCGCGGAGAAAGGCGGAGUGGCCACCUGAGGCGAAUCCGCUAAUCCCCGGGGACGCUUUCGACUAUCGCAAUUCGCUUUCUGACGUUUCCGACCCGGGGACGGGCGAGGAAUUCAUCUUCCAGCCCUUGUCUCCACGCAACGUCCACAUUACGAGUGAUCUCAAUGAUCGGGGGCGAGGCCGCACCGUCGAGACGCAGGGUGGUGGCGUUGCUGUAGUUAGGGCUAUGUGGGAGUUUUUGAGGCGCUAUGAGGGCGGUGAUGACUUAUAAGUGUUGAUACGGAGUGCUUGUCGGCGUAACAGAUGGCUAUAUACUGUUGAUGAUCGAGGAAUUGUACGAUACGAUACCCUCAUUCGCUAUUGAUAUCGGGGCAGCCGGUGCGUGGAAGCACACGAGAUAUAUACGACGCAACGAGAAUACAUCGAUAUCACGAGUUCUUCUUUGCAUUCCGUCACUCGUCCAUCAGUCUGCAGUUAACCCCAGCGAUAUUUGUCUGUCCGAAGUCAUGGAACGCGUUCAUCUCUCGCUGGGC
Molecule: messenger RNA, 2315 nt
Organism: Trematosphaeria pertusa
Lineage: Eukaryota; Fungi; Ascomycota; Dothideomycetes; Pleosporales; Trematosphaeriaceae
Product: glycoside hydrolase family 76 protein
Exons: 2
Coding region: 140-2053 (637 amino acids)
Biological process (GO): carbohydrate metabolic process
Source: RefSeq, a predicted model, not a curated record